CAUUCGAAAUCUCGUUCUGCUGUGAUAAAAGUUCCCCACAACGGUCGUCAAAUUAGACACGAUGGCUUCUUGGCUGUUAUCUCUGACCCUCUGGCAUUUUCUCGGCCUCGGUGUCGACAAUGCAGUAAAGACAAUUAAUUGUACACCAUGAGUGAAAGCUGAUUUGAUCCGUUCGAUCAACAAUUGUUUAUUUUGUUGUUCACAAUGGAUUUGAUCCUUCAAAGGGAGGUCGCCACCGUCGACCCCAGCACGCCCUUUCGCGCAACAGAGUAUCAUGUCCAUCAUACCUGGGCCAAAACCUUCCAUACGCGGCCUGAGCUCUAUAUCCGGCCUCAUUCAACCGAAGAAAUCCGCAAGGCCGUAAAUCUCGCUCGAAGCUGUCGUAAACGAGUUGUGACGGUCGGAUCCAGGCACUCACCGAGCGACAUUACCUGCAGCUCCUCAUGGAUGGUCAAUCUCGACCACUUCUCCCAGAUCUUAAAUGUCGACAUUUCCACUCGGCUCGUUACCGUUCAAAGCGGCAUCCGACUUUUCAGACUAGGAGAUGAGCUGGAGAAGGUCGGAUUAGCCCUGGAUAAUCUGGGUAGUAUUGAUGAGCAGUCUGCCGCAGGCGUGAUAAGCACUGGCACACAUGGCAGCUCUCUCAAACACGGGCUUAUCAGCCAGUCAGUGCGCGCUCUCAAGAUUAUGCUUGCAAAUGGAGAGGAGUUGUCUUGUAGUGCAGAGGAAAAUGUUGAGCUCUUUCGUGCAGCUCUACUCUCCUUAGGUGCUCUAGGCAUCAUCACUGAGAUCACUUUCGAGGCUGUCCCUUCGUUUAAGAUUGAAUGGACACAAUCGCUGCAGCCACUGGACGAGGUCGUCCAGUCAUGGGGCACAAUUUGGAGAGAGGCAGAAUUUGUUCGCUGCUGGUGGCUUCCUUACUUGCAGCGGGCAAUUGUCUGGAAGGCCGACAAGACUGAAAAGCCACUCUUGUCGCCUCAAAGGAGCUGGUAUGGCGGAUUUGUCGGGUUCCAUACCUAUCAGGUGCUUCUGUAUAUCUCAAAUUGGUUUCCACGGCUUUUGCCGGCGAUUGAAUGGUUUGUGUUUGGUAUGCAAUAUGGAUUCAAAGAUGGUGCGAGCACCACGGCUGUGGAGCCCGGACGGACUGGUCUACUCAUGGACUGUCUCUUCUCACAAUUUGUUAAUGAAUGGGCUAUUCCAUUGGAGAAGGGGCCCGAGGCAAUACAGCGCAUCUCGUUAUGGCUAAAUGGCCAAAAGGAAGCAUCGGGUAUUCCGUUCGAUAACAAGGGCCUCUACGUACAUUCGCCGGUUGAGGUCCGGGUAUCAGACACAUCAAUAUCCACGAGUCCAAGGCCUUACCUGGACCAGACAGUCGCAGAUGGACCUACUCUCUAUCUAAACUUUACGCUCUACAGACCGUUCUAUCGGGAUCCUCCAUGCCGCGCCCGCUACUAUGAAGCUGUGGAGUGGUUGAUGAAAGAAUUAGGUGGACGGCCGCAUUGGGCCAAGAAUUUCGACCAUGCGAAUAAUCAUGAAAUUGAAGAAAUGUAUCCAGAGCUGGGCAAUUGGCAGCGCGUCCGAGAUCGCGCUGAUCCCGAAGGCAUGUUCGUUGGAGAUUGGCACCGGAGGCAUGUCAUGCCAGAAGGCCCCCUUCUCUUGCCUCUUGAGGAGAGGGAAAAGACUCGAGUUCCUGCACGUGGAGGUGGUGUUAAUUGGUUUGGCCAGCAGGCUCUCCAGAUGCUCACACUCGAAGCGGAUGGAGAGGAUGAAAAGCUGAGCAUCGAUUUGGAUGGCUUGGGAGGCGUCUCGGAAGGAGGCAAGGUCUUUCUCACUCGGGAGGGAAGGGAGGCUCUGGAUGAUUUCCUCGAUGAUCUCAUUGAAAAGAGGCAUUUGUCUGUUGCUGAGGGACUUUUGAACAACUGACCGUGACCGUUGGAUAUGUCAGGGGUUAUUUCAACGUAUAAAAUGUUCUAUUCGGACUGAUUUUGCAUAAGACAUGUCGACGUUGAAAUAGGGUCGACUAAUUAGUAUGGCAGUCAAAUUAAUAUGAUCAGUCAAAGCAUUAAACUUAUCACUUGUUGCCCGUAUCACAAUCAAAUUUCGCAGACCCUACAAGCGUCACAAAGGCACCAUAAUUUGAAAAGAUUGAAUAAUUAGAUGAUCCAUUUCAGACUCCGUUACCAAUGAUUUACACCCAUGAACCAGAGAUGAAGAAGAAAUAGCAGAGACCUAAUGAACACGAAUGCGUGC
Molecule: messenger RNA, 2250 nt
Organism: Xylona heveae TC161
Lineage: Eukaryota; Fungi; Ascomycota; Xylonomycetes; Xylonales; Xylonaceae
Product: D-arabinono-1,4-lactone oxidase
Exons: 1
Coding region: 205-1923 (572 amino acids)
Cellular component (GO): membrane; mitochondrion
Molecular function (GO): D-arabinono-1,4-lactone oxidase activity; FAD binding
Source: RefSeq, a predicted model, not a curated record